GGUCAAAUUUGGCUGGCCCCGUUGCUCGGGUCAAAACACCCUUUUACUUCGGGUUGGGAAGAAUGGACCCCUUUGGGGAAAGCCAUGGCCGUAAGGAAUCUUGACCAUGCUGGACCCACAUUGGACCACCUGUGACACCGGCUUUGCAACUUGCGACUUCUUGGAUGUGCUGACUAGGUCCGACACGAGCGCCACACAACAUGAUCGUGCAAUUCAGGUGUUUGGGCAAACUGUUCAACGACCACCUGCCCCAGCCCCCAUGAACUUGACCAAAGGUUGCUUUAUGAACCAUUGGCGGCUUGCAAUGGCUUGCAUGACAUUGGCAAGACGGCAUUGGGCGCCAGGCGUGCCUGAAUCUCAAUGAGGAUAGCCCUCAUUCUGGGGCUGGCUUUGACUGGCCUGCACAUGUUGGCUCUUUUGAGGACUGCAACCACUGCAACCAGGUCAACCAAGUCCACCAGAUCCACCAGGUCCAGUUCAACCAUCAAGGCUGAGGCUCCCAUGAAGCCGAGCAGCGCUUUAGCGACCUCCCCCAGCACCUUGCCGACCUGCGUGCGACGCAUGGCCGCUGCGUUCAGAGGACAAGCCGCUCGAUAUGGACUGAGAAGCCAGGAGGCAGCCAGCUAUUCUCACGUGCAGUCAUUGAAUGCUUUUCGAGAUCUGGGCUUUGAAGUGCACGCUUUUUUGGCCACAACUACCGACUCUUCUUCGACGCUGAGGGUCUUGAAAAGCAUAUACCAGCCACUUGAAAUUGGAAUUGUUGAUGUUGCAAAAUGCCGAGGCAAGCCAAGCUAUUGCUACCAAGUUGCUGCCAUGAAGAAAGCAAUUGACUUGAUCCUGGCAACAAGCAUUAAUUAUUCACACGUGCUUUUGUGUCGACUCGACUUGCGCUUGAAAAUGGACCUUCCUUCAACACCAGGCUUGGUGCAAGCAAACUUCACAGCGUGCCCCAUGCCAAUGCAGACGAAACAUACAUACUUUGGAGCCUUCAAGGGCGGAAGAGUGCAAGGGACAACAUACCAGCUGUUGCCCAAAUACGUUUCCGACUUUUUGCUGCUGGCCCCAGCUCAUAUUCUGCAUUGCGUACAAAAUUGGUGGACGAAGGAUCCGCGCCGCUAUAGAACUGCAAAUUGGAUUCGGGCGUGCGACCCCUAUGCCGGAGCGGCCGAGGGAGUUCUGAUCCCCGGUUUCUUCGACGAGGGCGUCAAGGGGCAUUCGAACCCGCUGUACGACAUCCCAGGCCGGCAGCUUCCGGGGAAGUGCGGCCGCGCGGAGGAGUUCCGGUGGUUGGCGUCGCUGAACACCUCGUGCUGCACACGGCGCGGGGACCAGAACUUCUGCCGGGACGGCUGCGACCAGCUGUGCUCGAAAUGCGCGCGGAAGUGCAAUCCGAUGGCCCCGGAGCUGACGUGCUGCGGGAAGGGACCCUCCAAGCUCUUGCCCCUCGGAGAGGCGACCUUGGAGAAGGAGUGGUGGUUGGUAGCGCCCUGGCCGGCCUAGGCCUUUGGGCCUUCGCGUCAGAGGCACGAGCCCGCUGGUGAGUUGGCAAAGUGGCGCUGGUGUGGGAAGUUGAGAGAAAGGGAUGCCAAAAUGAAGGCAGUCCUUUGCGAACAAUGAUUCGCAUUCGGCAAUUCUGAUACUUAGGUUGUCUCAUACGGUUGGCUUUCGCCC
Messenger RNA from Effrenium voratum, 1671 nucleotides. Lineage: Eukaryota; Dinophyceae; Suessiales; Symbiodiniaceae. The record is from the annotation of a GenBank genome assembly.